Fusarium subglutinans is the source of this 1932-nucleotide messenger RNA. Its product is annotated as CPA1 family monovalent cation:H+ antiporter. Gene Ontology annotation, cellular component: early endosome; late endosome; fungal-type vacuole membrane. Gene Ontology annotation, molecular function: sodium:proton antiporter activity. The record is from RefSeq and is a predicted model, not a curated record. NCBI's taxonomy places the organism in Eukaryota, Fungi, Ascomycota, Sordariomycetes, Hypocreales, Nectriaceae. The transcript is spliced from 5 exons. Gene Ontology annotation, biological process: proton transmembrane transport; vacuolar acidification; sodium ion transport. The coding region runs from base 1 to 1932 and encodes 643 amino acids.
AUGGCUUCCGCGAGGCUCGUCGGAAUGGGCUUCCAGCUCCUUAAGCGAGCGACCGAUGAAGAGAGCGAUCCUGAGGAGGGCGACUCUGCCCAGAAGGAAUUGUUCGCGGCGUGGGCGCUCUUCAUCUCGAUUAUGCUGCUCAUCAUUGCUUUCUUCACAAGCUAUAUGCUGCAGAUGAAGAAGGUCACUGCUAUACAUGAAACGGUUAUAUCAAUCUUUGCUGGUAUGGUUGUCGGGCUUGUCUUAAUGAUAGCUUCUGGCGACUCUAUUCGCAACAUGAUCAGUUUCGACUACCAAAUCUUCUUCAACCUUCUUCUGCCACCCAUUAUUCUAUCCUCCGGUUACGAGCUACACCAGGCCAACUUCUUCCGCAACAUUGGCACCAUCUUGACCUUUGCCUUUGCUGGAACCUUUCUGUCGGCCGUCGUUAUUGGCUUGAUCUUGUACAUCUUUACACUCCUCCCCGGAUCGCUGGGCAUGACCUUCGUCGAUGCGAUUUCUGUGGGCGCAACUCUCUCUGCUACUGACCCUGUCACUAUUCUCGCAAUCUUCAACACCUACAAGGUUGACCCCAAGCUCUAUACCAUCAUCUUUGGAGAGUCGAUUCUCAAUGACGCCAUCGCGAUUGUCAUAUUCGAAACUGCGCAGAAGUACAAGAAGGGCGAGGCUGCUAAUCUUGGCAUCGUCAGCUUCUUUGAAGGCACAGGAAUCUUUCUGCUCGUCUUCUUCUGCAGCAUGUUUAUUGGCUUCAUCGUUGGCGUGGGCACUGCUUUGCUGCUCAAGUUUACCUACCUUCGCCGUAUUCCCAAGAUUGAGAGUUGUUUGAUUGUCUUGAUCGCCUACGCAACUUACUUCUUCUCUCACGGCCUUCAUAUGUCUGGUAUUGUGUCGUUGCUUUUCUGCGGUAUUACGCUUAAGCACUAUGCCUAUUUCAAUAUGUCACGUAGAACUCAACUCACCACCAAGUUCAUCUUUCAGAUCUUAUCGCAGUUGUCUGAGAACUUCAUAUUCAUUUACCUGGGGCUGGCUUUGUUCACAGACAACAACCUCUCAUUCCAGCCGCCUCUCAUCAUUGUCACUAUUCUGGCUGUCUGUGCUGCCAGAUGGGUCGCCGUAUUCCCUUUGUCCAAGGCUAUUAACUGGUUCAUUCGAUAUCGCGCCAGCAGACGCGGUCAAGAGGUUGGUGAUGAGCUGCCCUAUAACUACCAGGCCAUGCUCUACUGGGCUGGCCUCCGUGGAGCUGUCGGCGUGGCGCUGGCUGCUUUGCUCACUGGCGACAACGCGCCCGCACUUAGAGCUACUGUUCUGGUUGUUGUCGUGCUUACUGUCAUCAUUUUUGGUGGUACCACCGCUCGAAUGCUUGAGAUCCUGGGUAUUCGGACUGGCGUUGUUGAGGAAGUUGACAGUGACGAUGAGUUCGAUAUCGAGACCUUUGGCGGAGGCCUUCAGGUCAAGCGUUCAGGAACGGGGAUCGGAUAUAAUCCUCGCCGGAAUGGCAGCGUUGCCCUUGGCAGUCUCGAGGCUGGCCAGUCUGCUAGUUAUGUCUCAGGCGCCUCGUCUCCGCACACUGGUGGCCGCCCUGUUAGUAAGAGUCGAAAGAACUCUAUCCCGGAGCGAUCUGAUCUCCUUCGCCAUAACGACGAUUCCGAUAUUGGUAGCGAUAUUGACGUUUCCGACCUGCCUCCGCCAGCCCGACGAUCGCCACUGCCACGGGCUAGCACCGCUCCUCCAUCGCGAGCAGACAGUGCAUAUGCAACUCCCACGACAGAGACGCCCGGUGGCCAACCUAUAACAGCAACCAAUGCCCUCCGACAGCUCUGGUCCUCGGAAGAUCCGGCCAGUGUAUUCCACCAUCUGGACGAGGACUUCAUCAAGCCCAGGCUACUACUUCAAGGUGAUAGCUCUAGGGGUGGGCACGGUGGACCAAGCUGA